CAGCAGCAGAGGAAGAGUGGGGGAGGAGCUCUGCUCACCCACCUCCACCAUCGCCACCACCAAAAGCUUCCUCUCCCUUCCUGCUCCAGCCCCACCCCCCUUCCCUCAAAGGAACCUCCUCAGAUUGAUUCGUUUGUUCACUCCCCCCUCCCCUGCACUGCCUGGAACUGAGAGGAGAGAGAGGGGGAGGGGUUGAGUGCAACGCAAGGCAGUAUUGACACUGUCAGGAGCAGCAGCAGCUGACACAGCUUUCUUCUUCCUCCUCUGGAGUCCAGAUCAGAGCAGAGCAGCGAAUCGCAGUCGUGGUGGGGAUCGAGCGCAUUGCGCACCGCACCAGACAAGGCGGCGGCAAGCGCAAGCGACCGAGAUAAAAGUCCCAGAGCAGAGAAUAAUGCAGCAGCAGGGGGGCGGUGCUGCGACGAGGAGGCGGCUGUCGGUGCCGAGGAGCGGCGGUGCUGGUGGUGCGGGGACGGGCGCGUCGGUGUGGGAAACGAGGAUGAAGAUGGACGAGGUGAAGGGAGGGGUCAAGGUCUUCAGCGCCGGCGGGGAGGACGCGGACGAGGAGGGGCUGCGGGUCUACCGCCGCCUCAGGCACGACCAGGGUGGCGCCGGCGGCACGUCGGCGGCCGCGGCCAAGAAGAGGCGUAACUGGAAGGCGUCCGAGCCAGUCACCGCGAUCGGGGACCUCCGCAAGCCGCGCUCCGACGCCGCGGCGGUUGGGGUGGUCACCACCGCCAAGCGGUCCGUCACGAGGGUCACCACGCCAGAGAAGAAGGUUGCCGCCGCGGCCGCUGCCGCCGCCGAGGUGAAGGAGGUGGUGGUGGUGGAAGUGCCGGAAACCAACAACAUGGAGGACGAAGCAGAGGGGGACUACGACGAAGAACUGGACGAAGAAGAAGAGCUAGAAGCAGAGGACGACCAAGAGGAGGAGAAGGAGGUGCUGGACCAAGAUCACAUGGCCAUUGACGGCGACGAGGCCGCCAAAUCAACAGCUCCGAAUCAAGUGGAUGAAGAAGAUCUUGAGCCACCAACCAAAAGAGGGAUUAAGAUUAUCCAAACUUCCGUGGAGGAUGAGAGAGCGGCAAAUCCGGAGCCAGUCAAGCCUCCUCAAGAGAAGAAGAUUGCUGCGACGAUCGAUCUCCGGGCGAUGAACCCAGAGCCAAUUGUCAUUCCACCAGUGGAGAAGAAGGCUAUGCCAGUGAUAAUUCACCGCAUGACGAACGCAGAGCCAGCUAAACCUUCUCCAGAGAAAAAAGCUUCGCCGCUGAUCGGCCGCCGGAUUCCGAAGCAAGAGCCAGUCACUGCACCUCCUGUUGUCUUUUGCUCUCCUCAAGUUGAAGAAGAGUACGAGGAGAUUCAGGGCAGGCCAUCAGCACCCAGCAGAAGCAAUGGAAGAAUGCAGAAUAUUGUGGACUUGGUGAUGUGGAGAGAUGUCUCCAAGUCUACACUUGUAUUUGGGUUAGGGACCUUCUUGCUGAUCUCCUCCUCCUAUGCCAAAGACCUAAACUAUAACACAAUCACUGCAGCUUCGUAUCUUGGCCUAGUCUACCUUGGCCUAAGAUUCCUUAGCAAGUCCAUACUUAACAGGGGAGAGAGUGUGGACUGUGAUGAUGCUGAGAGAAGUGGUGAAAGGUACCUGGUGGGGGAGGAGGAGGCCAUCUGGCUGCUGAGGCUUGUGCUGCCUUACAUCAAUGAGGUGCUCCUGAAUCUGAGGUCUCUCUUCUCUGGUGAGCCUGCAACCACCAUGAAGCUGGCACUGCUGCUGUUUGCAAUGGCCCGGUGUGGCAACUUUGUCACCCUCUGGACACUGGCAAAGCUGGUGUUCUUUGGGGUCUUCAUCAUUCCGAAGGUGUGCUCCUCUUACUCCACCCAGCUUGCAAGAUAUGGCAGGUUUUGGCUGGAGAGGUUGAGGGAUGGAUGGGAGUCUUGCUCCCACAAGAAGGCGGUCGUGGCAGCCGUCUUCACCCUCGUCUGGAACGUCUCUUCCACGGUUGCUCGUGUCUGGGCUGUGUUCAUGCUAGUGGUGGCGAUGAAGUGCUACCAGCAGCGGAUGAUGGAGUACGGCUGGAGCAGCACGGUAGAGGAUGCACAGGAGGCCGGCGACGAUGAGCCACCGCAGGUAGAAACUCCGGCGAGAUCAAGCCCGGCCAAGGCGCAGGACCACGAGGCACAAGCAUUUGGGGCGGCGGCGCCGCGGCACCGCCGGACGCCGGUCUCCGGCGAGUUUGCAAGGGAGAGGUUGAGAGUGAGGGGUGGCAUCCAGCCUAGGUGACAGGAGAAAAUCCGGCUGCCCUGUGCUUUUUUUUCUUCUCAUUUUUUCUUUCAUUCUUUUCUCUAUUGUGGUAGUAUUGAGUGCUACGUUGUGCAGACAGUACAGGUUGGCCGGUGUUGUAAUGUUCUGAUGGUUUCACGAAAUAAUAAGAAUGGCCCAUACGUAGGAGUUCCGUAUAUGAUUAAUGUAAAAUCAAGGAGUGAUCUAUUUGUUUUUUAUGAACAAA
This is a messenger RNA of Oryza brachyantha (malo sina), 2498 nucleotides long. Its product is annotated as reticulon-like protein B21. The transcript has 14 exons. NCBI's taxonomy places the organism in Eukaryota, Viridiplantae, Streptophyta, Magnoliopsida, Poales, Poaceae. The record is from RefSeq and is a predicted model, not a curated record. Bases 392 to 2272 code for a protein of 626 amino acids.